CCUCUAACUUUCUCUUAUUUUUAUCUAUUUGUUUAUUUCUCGCUUUUCCUUUCUCCUCCUUCUCCUUCUCUCUCUUCUUCUUCCGGCAUUUCCAUUCCAUCCCUGAAUCCCUGAUCCCUACCGGAGCGAGCUCUGCUCGGUCUUCCCCAUUCCCUUCUCAAGCUGAGAGGCGGCUGCUUCCCCCAGUCUCCGCUCCGGCUGCCAGCCGCAUUCGUCGGAUCCUCUCCGCCGCCCGCGCACGCAACCCCUCCAAGCCUCACUCCACUGGUACAAGCAAGCCAGCCAAGCAACCCCGGAUCGGAGGAAGACUCGCCUGCCGUGGAGCGCAGAUCUACCCGGGACUUCUGCCAUUGCUCCGUCUCCUCCUCCUCGGACACACCAUCCAGGCCGCUGGGGAUUUUUGUGCUGUGUGCAAGCAUUCUUCUUGAGAACCUUUUUGUGCGACGUCAAAGAAGAAGUUGAAAAUUAUCUACAGUGUAUCCAGUGUCUACCAGUUUGGUCCUCUGGUGUUCUGCAUCAGGUUUGCAGCAACCUGCACAGAUUCAGUUCAUGGUGGCUGGAUGAGCAGCUGAAAUGCUACUGGCCGUGGAGGGUGGAGGGUUUUUCUCAUCAUCAGCAUCAGGAUAUAGCCAUGGCCUUGCUCUCUUGCUGCUUGGACGGAAAGGUGAAGAGAAGCACGACAAGGGGUCAACAUGCAGUCAUUAUAGGCUAGUUGGUCAAGAAGCUGAGCAUGAAUGCCAAGUGCCUUCAGGGAAAAAUGAUGUUCCUGGUAAAUGCGCCUCCUUUAUCUGCUUUGGCUGCACGCCUGCUAGGCUUGUGGGGGCAUCUCCUCCAAAAUUGGGCUCAAGUAAUGCGCCUGGGAGCUCAUCAGAGCAACCAUCCAGCUCAUCAACUGGGACAGCCACAACUAAUGGUUCCAUCAAUGGAAGUGGUAUAAAAGGUUGUCUUAAGAGCAACCUGAAAAGGGAUUCUUCAGAGUGUUCUACAUUAAGUUGUAGUGAGGAGCCGCGCGAGUCGCUGGAAGAGGUGCAAACCUUGAGAUCUGGUGUGGAGCGGAGAAAAGUUCAGUGGACGGACACAUAUGGGAAGGAACUUUUCGAGAUAAGAGAAUUUGAAGUCAGUGAUGAUGGCCUAUCUGAAGAUGAUCUAGAAAACGAUGGUUUCAGGAAAUGUGAGUGUGUGAUUCAGUAAUCUUGGUGUCUGCAAAGUGCCUUGGCCAAGACAAUGCAGUGCUCCAAGGUAUUUUGAAAGCUGCUGGUCAUGUCAUCAUGACAAGAUGCACAGCUGUUGGCUUCGUGGCGAUCAGGCCAAACUGACACUCACGGGGGAAUUUGGGGACAUAUUAUUUUGUAUUACUUCUGUUCUCAUGUUCAGUUAGUGCACAUAAUGUUUAGGGCUACAAUUUUGCCAUCGCUGAUUACUUUCCAUCUUUGAUUUCUCCUGUCCAAUGUAUUGCCCCUGCUAUUCUUUUCUUGUGUGUCCUGUUGCGCUAUCUUGUUUGUGCCAUAUGUAACUUCUCAUUCUCUCGGUGUUGGCUGAUGGUGAUGCAUUGA
Messenger RNA from Setaria italica (foxtail millet), 1553 nucleotides. RefSeq lists its product as uncharacterized. The transcript has 4 exons. NCBI's taxonomy places the organism in Eukaryota, Viridiplantae, Streptophyta, Magnoliopsida, Poales, Poaceae. The record is from RefSeq and is a predicted model, not a curated record. Bases 574 to 1191 code for a protein of 205 amino acids.